Messenger RNA from Ramularia collo-cygni, 2385 nucleotides. RefSeq names its product related to microtubule-associated protein. The record is from RefSeq and is a predicted model, not a curated record. The coding region runs from base 1 to 2385 and encodes 794 amino acids. Gene Ontology annotation, biological process: microtubule cytoskeleton organization; mitotic spindle midzone assembly. NCBI's taxonomy places the organism in Eukaryota, Fungi, Ascomycota, Dothideomycetes, Mycosphaerellales, Mycosphaerellaceae. Gene Ontology annotation, cellular component: cytoplasm; mitotic spindle midzone; spindle. Gene Ontology annotation, molecular function: microtubule binding. The transcript has 2 exons.
AUGGACACUUCCUAUCUGUCGCAGCAGGUCACAACCAUUGUCGAGCGUCUGCAUGGCUUCUUCGACGAGAUUGGCGUGCCCAGCCACGAGCGCGAUUCACGAGAGUCCGAGCUCUUCUCCGCUCUAUCAGAAACACUCCACAAUCAGCUCAAUCUGGUGGCCAAGGAGAAACAUGACCUCACCGAAGAGGCACAACGGCUUAUCAAGACCAUUCGCCAGAUGGAGCGCUCGCUCGACGACACCCGCCCCAAGGACGACUACGARGCUGAAAAGGACGGACUCAAGAUCACAUUUCCCCUCGUGAACUGCAUACAACGUCUGAAGGAGAAACACCACACUAUUUCAAAGCUCCACCGUGAGCGCUACGAGCAAGUCAAGAAGCUCGUGGAAGCUCUGGAAUCAUAUGCAUCACACAUCGAGCCGGCUUUCGUCAAGAUCAAGCUGCCCCCUACGUCUCCCAAGGCCGAGAUCCCACCCACGUUCGACCUAUCGCCUACCUAUGUCACCAAGCUGGACGAUGAAUUCACCCGCGUUUACGACGAAUACAAUAGGCGUCUUGCGACAGUGUCCCAAUGCGCCGAGGACAUCAUUAAUCUCUGGUCCGAGCUCGGCACACCACAAGCACAAGUCGACAGCCAAAUUGUUCAAUUCGCACGAGAUGCACCCGAACAGCUUGGUCUGCAUCAGGAAGACCUCAAGCGACUGACUUCGAAGCGCGAUAAGCUCGUCUCAGAAAAGCAGCAGCGAGAGCRGAGGCUCAAGGAGCUGCGUGUCACGGUCGAAGCGCUUUGGGAUCGAUUGGGUGUGGAUGACAGCGAGCGAAAGCAAUUCCUUGCUGCCAAUCGUGGGUGUGGCGUCCGCCAGAUUAACGAAUUCGAGGAUGAAUUAUCCAGACUGAACGAGCUAAAGCGCCAAAAUCUCCACAUCUUUGUCGAGGAUGCGCGGUUCAAACUUCAGGAGCUGUGGGACGGGCUGUACUAUUCAGAGGAGGAGAUGCUGGACUUUACACCUGCUUUCUCCGACGUCUACUCUGAUGCUUUGCUAUCGGCCCACGAACACGAGAUCGCGCGAUUGGAAGCGUUGAGGGACCAGCGGGCCCCAAUUAUCGCUGCCGUGGACAAGCAUCGCAGCCUGAUUCAGGAUCGGGAGGACUUGGAGAAGAGCAGCCACGAUGCAUCAAGACUGAUGAUUAAAGGUGCAAAAGGAGAAAAGCGUGAUCCUGGCAAGCUGCUUCGUGAGGAGAAGAUGCGCAAGCGCAUCGCAAAGGAUCUCCCCAAAGUCGAGGCCGAUCUCCGCAGAACACUCGAGUCAUGGGAGGAAGAAUACGGGAGGCCCUUCUGUGUCUACGGAGAGCGAUAUCUGGACGCACUAGAUGCGGCUCAAUCGAGAGCUCCUCCCCCACGCAGCAAGACACCCAAUGCUUUGAGCUCCACCAUGAGAGACGCGCCGAAGAGCGCAGGUCGUGCUUCAGCCGCGCCACAAUCCCAAGGCAGAAGCAAUACUGUGCGCGGCGGGAACCCAACUAGGAGCAAGACCCCGACCACGAUGUCUGGACGUAACCCACUGGCUUCAUCCACCAUGUCCUUCUCGCAGUCAGUCAUGGGUACUAGCUCGACCAUGAAGAGCCCGUCCAAGAUUCCUGGAGCAUCAUCGUCACGUCUUCCCAUGGGCUCUCUUCGGGAUGGUAACAACUCUCCGGAGCGCCGCGAGAGAACCAAACAUGCUCAGUACCAGACCGAGGGCGAAGAGAUGAGCCGCACGGUCCGUGGUAACAUGGGCCCACCAAAGGCGCCUCCACCUCCGAGGAUGAAGGACUUGUUCAUUCCACCUACACCCACCAGAGGCAGCAAUCAAGAGAACGGGAUUGAACUGGAGCGCCCCUCGAGCGUCCUUCGUCAUGUUGUAUCUGAGGAUCCAUACGACGACACGAGAUAUCGAAGCAACAACUAUCACAACAUGCAUUCUGCAGGACCUGGUCAGCACGAUGCCCGCUCUGUGGAUUCUUACGCCCGCUCGGUUGGUUCCUUUGCAUCGAACAGCUCCCGACCUAUGAGCCGACAAGCAUAUCCAUCGCAUGGCUAUCCCAUUGCGCCUGCAUUCUCCCGCCAAACGAGUAACACAUCGUCGGUCAUGAGCGGCUCGGCGAUCAACAGCGGCAGCGAAAAUUGGGAAACAUAUACUGAGAACUCCGAGGACGCCGACGAGCAGGAUGCAACUGACGCUUAUUAUGCAAAAGUUCAAGCUCAGCAGAUGCAUCCUGCGAACAAACGACCCGGCACUGCAACCAACGGCACAGUAGCAGCCAAGCGAGUGCGUGAGCAGCCCAUAAUCGAGGGCAGCGAUGGGGGUUGGACCGAUGAUGGUGAUGUUGGAGAGAGCUAUUAG